This is a messenger RNA of Giardia duodenalis, 1536 nucleotides long. RefSeq names its product High cysteine membrane protein. The coding region runs from base 1 to 1536 and encodes 511 amino acids. The record is from RefSeq and is a predicted model, not a curated record. Lineage: Eukaryota; Fornicata; Diplomonadida; Hexamitidae. The transcript has a single exon.
AUGAAAUGUAAUAGUACCCCUAAUUGCAGGGAAAACAGAUGCAUUAUUGUUUCCUUCCGUGAAAUAUGUACACAGUGCAACGAAGGCUAUGUCCCUCUAGAUGGAAUAUGUGCUGAUGACAAGUCAGUUAUUAAUGCCUUUGGCUGCACGGUGUCUGAUGGGAGGUGCACGAGCUGCAAAGGUGACAACCAUUUUCUCUUCUAUGGGGGCUGUCAUAAUACUGAAGAGACCGCAUUCAAUGUCUUUUGUGCUGAGGUGAAGGACGGUAAGUGCACCAAAUGCAAGGGGAUCACGUUCACCAAUCCAGAACCGAACGCUGUUGAGUUAUGCAUCCUCUGCAUGGAUACGGUAGGCUUCGGCAACUACAAGGGCAGGGAAGGAUGUACUCACUGCUUCAUGACUGACAUCGCUGGCACAGACCCGUUUGUCUGCGCCGGCUGUUCAGACCCGCAAUUGGCCCCAAUCGAUGGCACGUGCAGAGACAAGGGGACACACGAAUGUAGGAAUGGACAUUGUAGCGCUUGUGCCGUAACACAUAUUUUCUUUAAGUACGGAUGUUACGAUCGGUACGGGAGCAUUGCACAGAGGUACAUCUGCAAAGCAGAAAAUCAGUUUGAGCUAGGCAAUAGGGUGUGUUGCAGGAAGUGCGUUGACCCGCUAUUCUUUAUCAAUAACGGAGCAUGCGUGAGUGAGACUUUUACGUGCGAGCAACGGAGUGGAGAAGUCUGCACUAAAUGCAAUUCAAAGAUUCCUACAAUAUUCCUGUUCGGCGGAGGGUGUUAUGAAGCAAGUAAGGCUCCCGGGAACCUGCUCUGCAGCAAGGCUUCUGAUGGUAAGUGCACAAACUGGACGUGCGAUCAGAAAGGAGUGACAAAGCUAGGAGACGAUUGCAUUUUCUGCGAUGACUCGAAAGGCAGUGUUGGCUGCACUGAGUGCAAGGGCGAAGGUGACAAAUUCGCCUGUGUCGCUUGCAAGGAUGGCCUCUAUCGGCUGGUCAACGGAGCAUGUGCCUGUACUAUUGACAAGUGCAAGAAGUGUGCGAUACUAGGUUCUAGCCCCGUUUGCCUGGAGUGCGAGGGAAUGUUCUCUCUCGAUCAGAAGAGCUGCGUCACCGAGUGCCCGCCAGGCCAAAAGCCCGACGAGAAAAAGGAAAGGUGCCAAUGCAGCGAGGGAACGGUUCCAAAAUCCGAUUGGUCGGGAUGCGAGCACGAGGGAAACUGUCCAGCCAGUGCCGUCGGAUGUUCGAAGUGCAGCUCGAGCGGGAAGUGCGUCUCAUGUAUAUCCAAUGCUGAGUAUGUCAGCCCAGGGCAGACACGGUGCGUGUCCUUCUGCCCUGACGGUUCCCAGCCCCUUGGACAGCGCUGCAUCUGCGCUGCAGGCCUUACGCCUUCUAACGAUGAGUGCAUAGUGAGACAGAAGAACAAGGCUGGUUUAAGCACUCAGGCCAUUGCUGGGAUUGCCGUGGCUGGUACCAUGACCCUUGGCGCCCUUGCUGGGGUCCUGGUCUGGCUGUUUGUCUUUAGAAGAAAACAGUAA